CAGAGCGAUGUAUAUACACCUGGUCGUCAGUAGAGGUGUAUCCCGUGUGCGCUUCAACACUUUAUUGCGUUACCGGUUCGCAUAUAACGAACGCGAAUACAUCCCACGCCGUGUGUGGGACACACGAGGAUGGGUGGUAACGUCCCACGUAUGAGCGUACGUGUGCAGAGGUUCGAAAAGUAGGGAUAUACCGGUGUUCUUCAGGCAUAAAAGGUCCAUGGUCCGCGUAUGUCAGUGUCAGUGAGAAAAAGAGAGAGAGAGAGAAAGAGAGAGACAGACGUGUGGUCACCUAGACUAGUGACGGCAAGUCACCGCUGGUGCCACAUCGACUCGCGAUAUCGAAUCGAAAACAUCGCGUCGGUCUUACGCGCGGAUUUGGAAGUCGUUCCGACCGAGUACUUUUCAUCGAAAGGAAAGAAGGGAGAGCGAGAGAGAGAAGAGGGAGUCAGAGAACGAGAGGGAGUGCUUUAAGUUUACGUUAGAGCGAGAAGCACGCGAGCAAGGAGCUCGUAUUUGACGCGAGCGAGAAAGUUCCGAGGCUCGUGUACAGAAGAAACGAGUUUGUAAACGAGGCCGGUCACAGAGCGGAGCUUCAGUUCUCGAUGAGCGAUACACGCGAGCGGUAAAGUUGCAGUGAUUAAAUAAUCAUGUAGGUGUGUGCGCGCGCGCGCGUAAGUGUGUGUUUCAAAAAAUAUCGCAUCUACGACGAUUACGAAUCUUUUGCACUCGUGUGAAAAUCAUUGUAAGGUAUUAAAGAUUAACGAAUUCAAGCAAUUCUAAGCGCGAUUGGAGGAGCGUCGCGAUGCCUAAUCACAAGAAGAGCGCGACGUCGAAGACGAAGAAUAAGGGGACCACGAGGAAUGAAGUGGCGACCACGUCCUCGGAUGUGGUGACGACCACGGAGACGGUUGAGGUUGUAUCCUCGACCAGCGUGGUCGAGGAGUCGAGACAAGUAACUGAAAGCGAGGUCAGAAGUAGCACGAACGAGGUCACGAGCAGCGGUCGCGAGAUCAUCAUGGAUUCUAAAGGUAACGUAAUCAAAGUUAUUGAAACAUCCCCGCAGAGAAUUCAGCAGAGCACGUCCAGCCAUAAACUCGGGAAGAGUUCUCAGGACUUUAUAGCCGGAGAACAGACGCAAUCGAUUAAGCAAGGGAAGACUUCACGCGAGGACGCAAAAUCUCUCUCGAGAGAAGAAUCGUCUGACCUGAUCGAUCAAUCUGUGCAAAGUCAAAGUCAACAAUUCAUCUCUUCGAGCAGCUUCGUCGAAAGUUCAUCGACGAGCGAAGGUCACAGCGGAGAUCACGUUCCCAUAAUUCAAACCUCGUCACGAGCGACCGAGAGUACUCGCGCAAAUUCCGAAACGUGCGAGAUGGUGACAAAAGAUGGCCAGACAGUGUCAAGUAGAACGAGAAUUCGCGAGACGGGAGAGAGAAUCGACGACAACGGCAGGGAGAUAUCCACGUCGAGUCGGGAAGUCGAUCGUACAAUCACACCUUCCAACAUGACUGUCAAAGGUGUCGACGAGACCCUCGAUAAGAGUUCGCGCGAUUCGAAAUCGAACAUCGAGGUAUCGAAUCGCUGUUACAAGCCCGGCCAAUCCGCGUGGGAUGGCACGUUUGUCUACGAGAAGCCCGUCACUCCCAGAGGCAAGAAUGUCAGCGACAAAACGGUAUCCGUGAGUUCAAAAGUUCACGGCGACAGCGAAACAAGCGUUAAAGUCAAUCAAGAGACCUCCGCCACCGAGGAGGUUAUCAACCAGAUUUCGAGCUCGACCGUGAUACGAGAUUCAAAAACGGUCAUCGACGAAGAUCAGCUUUCCACGACGACUCGUCUUCGCGAUAACGCGUCGGAGAAAAUCGUCGCGGACACGACGGAUUUUGCCGGCAAAGAGAGACCCUCGAAGGGACCGGUUCGUACUUUGAAACUCGGCAAUUCCUCGUGGGACGAAAAGUUCGUCGCGGAGAAAAUUACGGCGCAGCCAAGACGACGUACCGCCGAUUCUGACGUCACAACAUUCCGCGGCGAUAACGUCGUGGAAACGAGCGAGAGAAGAGAUUUUCGCGAGAAGAGCGUGGACGGUACAUACGAAAAGAAAUCAUCCGAGAGUGUACGCGUCGUAAAGGGCGCCACUGAUAGCAAAUUCAUUUCCGAAGAGCGACGUGACGUAAGCAAAGAGAGUUCGACUCGUAUCGACGAUGCAUCGCCAGGCAGAGAAGGACAUCCUACUCGCGUAUCCAGUCCGUCUCAUCGAAGAGUCGGCAAACUCGGCGAUUCCGCGUGGAAUGGUGAAUUUGUUUACGAAAAGGCAGGUCAAGACGACACGAGAAAGCGCUCUCCCGCGGAUGUCACCGUCGUUCGACGAACGGAGAAGCAUCACGACACUGUGGACGUUCAAGAUGUCACCGAAGAGCAGAACACUUCCAACGUAUCCGAGUCGGUCUCCGCUUCUUACAUCGUCGAAUACGCGAUCUCCAAUGACAAGAAGAACGUCGAGAAGGUCACGUCGGUGUCCGAGGUGAUCCUGGAGGAAGAUGCUGAGGAUAGAACGACGCGUGGUCCAGGUAGCCCUGAGAGACAAUCGAAACGAGAUGCGGGUUCACGUUGCUAUAAACCUGGCCAGUCCACCUGGGACGGUACUUUCGUCUACGAGCGACCGCAGACGCCUGAUAGCAGGUGUCGAAAGCCGGAGGACAGGCGUUCAAUAAAGACCAUCGAUAUUCGGGAUGUUACGGGAGAUAACUCGAUCAACGAAGCCGAUGUCACCAGUACCUCUUACAUCGUGGAACAUUCCUCGAGUCAGCAGAGCUUCUCGGACGUCAGAGACGCCAGUCUCACAUCCACGAUUUACGAGACAGUCGUGUACGAGGGUCGUCCUGUGGAAAUGACUAUUCGAUUCGAUAAAGAUUCGCCUCGAAGCCAGGUUUCGAACGUCAAGGAACGCCAGUCUAGUCCCUCUCCGCGUCUUACGAGUCCCGAGAAGAUAUCUAAAGAUAGAGAUCUGCGGAGUACCAAAUCCGGAUCGUCUACGUGGGACGGAACGUUUGUGCUAGAGAAAUCGCCAGAGAAGAAAAGACCGCCUAGCAGAGAAUCCACUGACGGUAGAAUAUCGGAGAAGUCUAGUCCGGUUGACAGCAAAGGAACAUCCGUGGAUAAGUCGAAGAAACAUAUCAGCGAUACCACCAUCGAACUUCGAAAUGUCACGCAGGAUGUUUCAAGCACGUCGGAGAUCGUGGAGAGUUCCGUCAUUAUGGAACAAUCGAAAAUGCACGAAUCUUAUACGGAUUCAUCGAAUCUUGAUUUCUCGACGACUUCCGUCGAAACUGUCAUCAUUCGCGACGGCCAACCAGUAACGACGCAGAAAACGGUGACCACUAUUCAAGAAGGGCCGGCAAAGAGAUUAUUUGCUGAUGACGUAAUCACCGAUGUUAAGGAGAUUACUUUUAAAAGUCCAGAGAAGAAGAAAGAGCCUCGAACGGACGACAAAAGUUAUCGGCCUACGAAACCAGGUUCGUCGACGUGGGAUGGAUCUUUCGUGUACGAGAAGUCGGAGGAGAAGAGAAAGACACCGAAAGAUACGCGGAUUGAAACUGAUAGACGUAGCCCGACUAAAGAAAGGCCGACUAAGGUUACGGAUCACAAAACAGUUACGAUAUUAGAUACAUCCAAGAGAUAAACGAGCGUUGCUGAUUAUUCUACGAGCUCCACCACUGUCGAACAAACCUUUGUCACCGAUUCAAAGACAUAUGAUGUAUCGAAAACUUUCAUUGAAGAUAGCACAGAGGAUAAAGUGCACGCGUUCGAUCAGAGAUCGAGACAGCCUGUCGACGAGAAGCCGAAACCAUCUCCGCGACAGCGUCCGGAGGAUGCUAAGAGGCCGAGAGAUGAAUCGAAAAAGAGUCCGGAUAGAGCAUAUCGACCUUCAAAGCCAGGCGCUUCCACUUGGGACGGAUCUUUCGUAUAUGAAAAACCACAAGAGAAACCGGGAGAUAGGAAGGCAGCGAAAGAGACUCUCGAAAUUGUGGAUAAGCGGAGUCCGAUUAAAGAAAGACCGAGUGAUGUCACUGAUUAUAAAACGUCUAUCACGAUAUUGGAUACUUCGAAAGAUGUAACAAGCGCUGAUUAUUCUACGAGCUCUACCACCCUCGAACAAACCUUCGUCACCGAUUCAAAGACAUAUGACGUAUCGAAAACCUUCGUCGAAGAGAGCACAGAGGAUAAAGUGCACACAAUCGAUUACGAGAGAUCGAGACAGCCUAAACCGUCUCCGCGACAGCGUCCAGAGGAUGCAAAGAAGCCGAGAGAUGAAGAACCGCGGAAGAGUCCGGAUAGAACAUAUCGACCUAUGAAGCCAGGCGCCUCCACGUGGGACGGUUCUUUCGUGUAUGAGAAACCGCAAGAUUCGCGAAAGCAAGCAACAGGAGAAGCGAUCGAGGUGCCGAGAAAAUCGCCAGGUAAGAAACCGGCCUCGACUCCGAUCUCCCGUAAAGAGCCGGAUGAGAAGACUCCGCGGCUGGAUGUCAUCGGGACUCGAUAUGUCGAAGACGUCACUGAUAUCACGCGCACGUCCGAAGCGAUGCAGCGAUCCUCUUACGUAAUCGAUCAGUCUUCAAGUUUUACUUCCGUGCAAGAUGAGCGCGUCAUCACUGAAUUUACUACCAACGCGCGCAAGGAUGUGAGAGAUGUCACCGAGUCAACGAAGGAAUUCAUUGACAAAGAGCAGGUGACUAGCAUGGUAGCGCGAGAUGUCGUCGAUAAUACCAGAUUCAAUGCGGAUACCGGCUCGGUACCCCAAUCUCCAGCGAGUUCCACGAAGAAGCCGUCGCCGGAACGACCUGGCUAUCCUCGCGGAAUACCUGGACUUAGGAAGGACGAUCGACCAAAACCAAUUCCCGCGGCUGGGAAGCCCAGUCGACCUUCGCAGCGCGAAAAGAGUCCUCAGCGACCGGCAGAACACGACAGACCUUCUAAGGUCCGACCUAAGUCACCUGAGAAGCUUCGUGAUUAUACAUCGCCGACCAGAAAGCCACAACCAGCAGCCGGCAAGCCAAGUCGACCUGCGGAAAAGCCCGAAAAGCCAACGAAACCAGAACAAGAUGACAAGCCGAAACGAGGGGAUCAGAUUCCAGAUUCUCUCGACAAGGACGCAGAACGCCCUAGACCGAUACCGGAUAUACUAUCGAAAAUCCCCUUGAAGGAACAAUGUAUUUGCGAGCUUUGCACUUGCGGACGUCAUCGCUGCCCGCACAACUUGCCUCAAGAACAGUUCGAGUUUUAUUACGAAGAGCCGGUGCAUACUGUAACUUCCUAUCGCCAGGAUUAUGAUGAAAAACAUGUGGAGAAACAAACGAAAUUUUAUCAUGAGGAUCAUCUGCAUACAGAGGGCGAAUUUAUUGGACAAAGGCGAACCGAUUAUGUUGCUACUAAAGGCGAGAGAGCGCUAGUCAAAAAACCGCAAGACCAUCUCAAACCCGAGGGUGAAUUCGUCAAAAGACCGAAAGAGGAAGCACCUACGAAAGGUGAGAGGGCACCUGUGAGAAAGCCAGAGGCUAGCUUGAAACUCGAAGGAGAUUUUGACACUAUAACAACAACGGAGCUAGUCUUUACUGGUACUCCCGGUGAACGACCUAUCCCGAUACGUCGCAAUACUUAUACAAAGAUAGAGGGUGAUUUCAUUGAUGAAACGACGACACGGUCUCAAUAUAUCGAUCAUCGUAGUAUUCAACGUGCUAAGAUAAUCAAACGAACGGAUAAUCUUACUGUAGGAGAGGGUGAAUUCACGGGUACCUCUCAUAUAAAGGAGGAUUUCCAGACUCAUAUUAUCGAGCGUGAACCUCAGUUACGACCAAAAUACCCUGAAGACAUCGAUCGAUUCUACAGCAAGACCGAUAUCACAGACAGCAUUACGACCACCCAAGAACAAUAUCGGACUUUCGAUCAGGCCGAUUACAAAAGCACUACUGUUGUUAGAAAAGCUGAUAAUCUGAGACCUGAAGGACCCUUCGAAGCAUUGCCUCAUACGAAAGAUGAUUACAUUGCACCGAUAUUGCCACGCAGGCCGGAAUUACAAAAACCUAAAGAUAAUUUAAGAUCCGAAGGACCAUUUGAAGGACGUCCUAAGGAUGAUUUUACACCAACCAGAGGAGAACGCGCGGAUGUUAAACGCCCGGAGGAUAAUUUACGGCCAGAAGGACCAUUCGAAGGACGACCUAAAGAUGAUUAUUCACCUAAACGCGGAGAACGCUUUGAAGUAAAACGACCAGAGGAUAACUUACGUCCCGAAGGACCAUUUGAAGGUCGACCUAAGGACGAUUAUCGACCAACUAAAGGCGAACGAGCUGAUGUUAAACGUCCUCAAGAUAAUUUAAAACCAGAGGGACCAUUCGUAGGACGUCCUAAGGAUGAUUAUACGCCAACUAGAGGAGAACGCGCGGAUGUUAAACGCCCAGAGGAUAAUUUACGGCCAGAAGGUCCUUUUGAAGGUCGACCGAAAGAUGAUUACAAACCUACUAGAGGCGAACGCGCUGAUGUUAAACGGCCUGAAGAUAACUUGAGGCCAGAAGGACCAUUCGAAGGACGACCUAAAGAUGAUUAUUCACCUAAACGCGGAGAACGUCCUGAAGUAAAACGACCAGAAGAUAACUUACGUCCCGAAGGACCAUUUGAAGGUCGACCUAAGGAUGAUUAUCGGCCAACUAAAGGCGAACGAGCUGACGUAAAGCGACCGAAGGAUAAUUUACGGCCUGAGGGUGAUUUUAUAGAUCGUCCCAAGGAGCAAUAUACACCUGGUGAGAAACGUACGCCUAUUAAACAUGCGGAUAAUUUGUAUCCCGAAGGCGACUUUGAAAGACCUGAACCCAUACCUUAUGGUCCUGGUGACAGAGCGUCUGUCGUGCGUCAUCCAGAUAAUCUGUUUCCAAUAGGAGAAUUUCCAGACAGAAAAGUCGAGCCGUUUAAACCAGCUGAACGUAGAACUCCUUUUAAAUACAAUGAUAAUCUUCGUCCAGAGGGUGAUUUCACUGGAAGACCUAGGGAUGAUUAUAGGCCAACCAGAGGAGAACGUGUGGACGUCAAGAAACCGGAAGAUAAUCUGAAACCGGAAGGACCAUUUGAAGGCCGACCAAAGGACGAUUAUAGUCCCAAGAUAGCCGAGCGCCCAGAAAUCAAAAAACCAAAAGAUAAUUUAAAACCAGAAGGAUCUUUUGAAGCUCUACGACCUAAAGAUGACUACAAGCCAACUAGAGGUGAACGUGCUGAUGUUAAACGUCCCGAAGACAAUCUGAAACCAGAAGGACCUUUCGAAGGACGACCAAAAGAUGAUUUCAGACCGACGAAAGGAGAACGUGCAGAUGUUCGGCGUCCGGAAGACAACUUACGACCUGAAGGACCGUUCGAGGGUCGUCCAAAAGAUGAUUAUUCGCCCAAACGUGCUGAACGUCCCGAGGUAAAACGUCCAGAAGACAAUCUACGUCCUGAAGGCGACUUCGAAAGACCAGAUAAAACACCUAUCAGUCCAGCAGAGAGGCGCACUCCCAUCAAACAUUCGGAUAAUCUAAAACCCGAAGGCGAAUUUGAACGACCUCGUCCGGAUGAUUAUCGUCCGGCAGAGAGGCCAAAAGUUAAGAAGCCAAUAGAUAAUUUGAAGCCUGAAGGUGAGUUUGAAAGACCUCGUCCUGAAAAAUAUGCUCCAGCUGAAAAACGAACGCCAGUGAAACAUCCGGAUAAUCUUAAACCGGAAGGUAAAUUUGUUGGUAGACCGAAAGAAGAUUUCACGCCCACGAAAGGCGAUCGCGCAGAUGUUAAAAAACCAGAAGAUAAUUUGCGACCGGAAGGACCUUUCGAAGGACGGCCGAAAGAUGAUUACCGACCGGUGCGAGGAGAACGCAUGGACAUUGUUAAACGUACCGAUAAUUUGCGCAUGGAAGGAGAUAUAGAAACAUAUAGAUCGAGAGAUGAAUAUACUGAUUUCUUGAUUCGCGAAAAAACCGAGAUUACUAAAUAUCAAGAUAACUUACGUAUGGAGGGAGAAUUCAUCGAUAUGAGAACGCGAGACGAUUUCAAAGUCGUUAAAGGCGAACGCGUAGACGUUGUGAAGCACCGUGAUAAUUUAAAACCAGAAGGACCUUUCGAAGGACGACCGAAAGACGAUUACAAGCCGACGAAAGGAGAGCGUGCAGAUGUUCGGCGUCCGGAAGACAACUUACGACCAGAAGGACCGUUCGAGGGUCGUCCAAAGGAUGAUUAUUCGCCCAAACGCGCUGAACGUCCCGAGGUAAAACGUCCGCAAGACAAUCUACAUCCUGAAGGCGACUUUGAAAGACCAGAUAAAACACCUAUUGGUCCAGCAGAAAGACGCACUCCCAUCAAACAUUCAGAUAAUCUAAAACCCGAAGGCGAAUUUGAACGACCUCGUCCGGAUGGUUAUCGUCCGGCAGAGAGGCCAGAAAUUAAGAAGCCAAUAGAUAAUUUGAAGCCUGAAGGUGAGUUUGAAAGACCUCGUCCCGAAAAAUAUGCUCCAGCUGAAAAACGAACGCCAGUGAAACAUCCGGAUAAUCUUAAACCGGAAGGUGAAUUUGUUGGUAGACCGAAAGAUUUCACGCCUACGAAAGGUGAUCGCGCAGAUGUUAAAAGACCAGAAGAUAAUUUGCGACCAGAAGGACCUUUCGAAGGACGACCGAAAGAUGAUUACAAGCCGACGAAAGGAGAGCGUGCAGAUGUUCGGCGUCCGGAAGACAACUUACGACCUGAAGGACCGUUCGAGGGUCGUCCAAAGGAUGAUUAUUCACCUAAACGCGCUGAACGUCCCGAGGUAAAACGUCCAGAAGACAAUCUACGUCCUGAAGGCGACUUCGAAAGACCAGAUAAAACACCUAUCGGUCCAGCAGAAAGGCGCACUCCCAUCAAACAUUCGGAUAAUCUAAAACCCGAAGGCGAAUUUGAACGACCUCGUCCGGAUGGUUAUCGUCCGGCAGAGAGGCCAGAAGUUAAGAAGCCAAUAGAUAAUUUGAAGCCUGAAGGUGAGUUUGAAAGACCUCGUCCUGAAAAAUAUGCUCCAGCUGAAAAACGAACGCCAGUGAAACAUCCGGAUAAUCUUAAACCGGAAGGUGAAUUCGUUGGUAGACCGAAAGAAGAUUUUACGCCCACGAAAGGUGAUCGCGCAGAUGUUAAAAGACCAGAAGAUAAUUUGCGACCGGAAGGACCUUUCGAAGGACGGCCGAAAGAUGAUUACCGACCGGUACGAGGAGAACGCAUGGAUAUUGUUAAGCGUACCGAUAAUUUGCGCAUGGAAGGAGAUAUAGAAACAUAUAGAUCGAGAGAUGAAUAUACUGAUUUCUUGAUUCGCGAGAAAACCGAGAUUACUAAAUAUCAAGAUAACUUACGUAUGGAGGGUGAAUUCAUCGAUAUGAGAACGCGAGACGAUUUCAAAGUCGUUAAAGGCGAACGCGUAGACGUUGUUAAGCACCGUGAUAAUUUAAAACCAGAAGGUCCGUUUGAAGGCCGUCCGAAGGACGACUUCUCGCCCAAAAAAGCAGAAAGACCUGAAAUUAAAAAACCAAAAGAUAAUUUAAAACCAGAAGGCGAUUUUGUACGCCGACUCAAGGAGGAAGCACCGAAAAAAGGUGAGAGAGCUGAUGUCAAAAAACCGAAAGAUAGUUUACGACCAGAAGGAGACUUUGAGAGACCCGAGAAAGCUCCUAUUGGCCCAGCAGAGAGGCGUUCUCCGAUUAAACAUGCUGAUAAUUUGAAACCGGAAGGCGAGUUCGAGAGACCUAAACCUGAAGAAUUUAAACCCGCGGAGAAACCAAUUGUAAAGAAACCGCAUGAUAACUUGAAACCGGAAGGCGAAUUUAUCUCUAGACCAAAAGAAGAAGCGCCGAAAAAAGGUGAUAGAGCUGAUAUUAAGAAACCGAAAGAUAAUCUUAUGCCCGAGGGUAAUUUUGAAAGACCGGAGAAAAAACCAAUUGGUCCCGCUGAGAGACGUUCUCCGAUUAAACAUCCGGAUAAUUUGAAACAGGAAGGAGAGUUUGAACGGCCGAAACACGAAGGAUAUCAUCCAGCAGAAAGACCUCAAGUAAAGAAACCAUCAGACAAUUUAUAUCCGGAAGGUGAUUUCGAAAGGCCGGAGAAAAAGCCACUUGGUCCAGUGGAAAGGAGAACUCCGAUCAAGCAUGCUGACAACUUGAAGCCAGAAGGUGAAUUUGUAGGCAAGCCUAAGAAAGAAGCUCCAAAGAGGGGAGAUAGAGCAGAUGUUAAAAAACCUGAAGACAAUCUUAAGCCUGAAGGAGACUUUGAGAGACCCGAAAAAUCUCCAAUUAAACCGGCCGAGCGACGAACGCCUAUUAAACAUCCUGAUAAUUUGCGGCCUGAGGGUGAGUUUGAAAAACGUCCAAAGGAAAAGACGCCUCUCAAAGGCGAAAGAGCAGAUAUUACGAAACCGAAAGACAAUUUGCGAUCGGAAGGUGAAUUUGAAAGGCCUCAGAAAUCACCAAUCGGACCAGCAGAACGGCGGACGCCAAUUCGACACGGCGACAAUCUCUAUCCGGAGGGUGAAUUUGUUGGACGACCAAAGGAUGAUUUUACUCCCAAACGGGCUGAUCGACCGAUACAGAAGAAGCCCAAGGACAACUUGAAGCCUGAAGGAGAAUUCGUAGGUAAACCGAAAGACGAUUAUAAGCCGACUAAAGGAGAGAGAACCGAGAUCGUGAUACAUCGAGACAACUUGAAGAUGGAAGGCGACAUAGAUAUUUACCGAUCACGAGACGAUUACGUCACCACGUCUAAACGUGAGCGCGUAGACGUUGUUCAUCGCGAGGAUAAUUUGAAGAUUGAAGGCGAAUUUGUCGAUAUUCAGCGACGAGAUGAUUAUCGAGUUACGCGUGGUGAACGCAGCGAAAUUAUCAGACAUGAAGAUAAUCUUCGUCCCGAAGGUGAUUUUGUGCGUGAACGUCCGGAAAAGGUACCGAUAGGUCCAGCCGAGAAAAGAUCUCCCAUCAAACAUCCUGAUAAUUUGAAACCAGAAGGUGAUUUUGUGCAGCGGCCAAAGGAACACGCGCCUACUAGAGGUGACCGAGCGAUCGUUAAGAAACCCAAGGAUAAUUUGAAGUCCGAGGGUGAUUUUGAGAGACCAACGAAGUCGCCUAUUGGUCCCGCUGAACGGCGAUCACCCAUCAAGCAUCCCGAUAACCUUUAUCCGGAAGGCGAAUUUGCCGGUCGUCCAAAGAAAGACACGCCAUUGAAGGGUGACCGAGCGGAUGUGAAGAAGCCGAAGGAUAAUCUUCAUCUCAAAGGAGAAUUUGCGAAACGUACACCGAAGAAGGUAGAGCCAGCCGAACGAAGAACGCCGAUCAAACACGAGGACAAUCUAUAUCCCGAGGGAGACUUUUAUAUGGUGCCUAAGGACGAUUUUACUCCGAAGAGAAGCGAUCGUUCGCCGGUCAAGAAACCCCAAGACAAUCUUCGUCCCGAAGGUGAGAUGAAGAUGUCCCCGAAGGACGAUUACAAGUACGUAAAUGGAGAACGCGUGGAAGUGUGUCGACAUGAAGAUCACUUACGUAUGGAGGGACAAAUGGAUAUUCAUCGUUCGAGAGAUGAUUAUAAGAAAAUUACGAAAAUGGAAAAAGUGGAUGUUAAGAGACACGAGGAUAAUCUCAAAAUGGAAGGCGAAUUUAUCGAUGUGCGUCGCAAAGACGAUUAUGUACACGUGAUUGGUGAACGCGUGCCAAUUAAAAAACAUUCGGACAAUCUUCAUCCGGAAGGAGAUUUCGACAGACCCCAGAAAACUGUGGUCGGUCCCGGAGAAAGAAGAUCGCCUAUCAAACAUCCGGAUAAUCUAAAGCCGGAAGGUGAUUUCGAACGUAGAAUCACGGAUAAAAUUGGUCCCGGUGAACGACGAUCGCCGAUUCGUCACGCUGACAAUUUGAAGCCCGAAGGAGACUUUAUCGGACGCUCGCGCGAUGAAUUCAUCCCCAAAAGAGCAGAAAGGAUUGAAAUUGUCAAGAAAGAAGAUAAUUUAAAAAUGACGGGCGAUUUCGAAGAUACAACGUCUCAUAGAUCGACCUACAGGGUCGUGCGUGGCGAACGCGCGGACAUAAGGUCGCACGAGGAUAACUUGAAAAUCAGCUCCGGCACUAUGGAAACGAAAACAACUAACAGUGAUGCUUACACACCUUCUAAACCUUCUCCCGCUGAUAAGACGGUGAAUCGUCGAAGGCAUAUGGAAUCAUCUAUCUCGCUUGGUGACGACACUAGUGUGAUGACUACGACGAAUCGACGUAACUACAAUACUUAUACGAAGCGUACAGGAAAAGAUAUUGCUACUAAGAUGAGUCAGAUCGAGUCCGAUGCAAGAAAAACCGUAGAAUCACAAACUCUGACAGAUGGAACAGUUAUUACAACUGUAAAACGUACCACGACUUCGGCUCAGUCCGAUCAAAGAGUCGCCAAUGCUCACCAUACUGCCACUCAUCAACAACAAACACAACGUGUUACCGAUCAUCGUACCAUCCAACCGAUCGAAGAAUCCUCAUCUGGACCUGUGGACUCGCGGAAAACGAUAUCCAGUCAGCAUCACGAACAGCAUCAGAGAAUGCAUUUAAGCGAGCAACAUCUGCGAUCGCAAAACGUAGCACAGACUCGUCGAACGAUCGAGGACAGAUCGAUCACGGAAGGACUGAAUCAUCGAGGACAGAUCGUACGAGGAGAAGAUACGUCUCGUCACGUGAUCGACGUCGGCGAACAUCACCACAGACACCAACAUCAGCACCAUCAGCACCAACAUCAACACGUCGAGCGUCAUCAUCAAGAAUUGAGUAAGCGCGAUUACGUGAACACACAACACAUGGAAAGUCGGCAGAGAUCUGCGAGGCAGCAGCAUGAGCAGCACACCAUCUCCAGUCAGGCGCGAUACAAUACGAGCAGUCCGGAAUUCCGGCAGACGAUCAACGGGCAAACGAUCGUGGAACGAUCGCAUGUCGAUUCGGCCAAGAAGAUCGGUCAUCAUCGCAAGAAUGUGAUAUCCUCGGCGACCGACGUCAGCAAUGCGGUACUUUAUCGCAGUGGUGGAGUCACUACGUCCAGCGAGGCGCUUCACACGACCUCGUCGACAGCAGCGGAUCAACGAAAGAGUAUUUCGAAUCUAGCCGAGAGCGGACAGUACAUCAGCAACUCGAGCCACAGCAGCGACAGACACAGCUUGACCUCGCUACAUCGCAGUUCAAAGGAGAUCAAUCCUUGGGCCUCCUCCAGCUACGAACGCCCACAGAGAAUCGUGCGACAUGACAACCUGACUGUCGGCGGAAAGUUCUAUUCGCAGAGCGAAGCGAAGAGCUACGGCAAUUUCUCGCAGAGCUCUCAGAAAGUGGAACGGGUGCAGAGACAAGCGAAUGCAUCUCACAUUAAUUUAGGCGACGGUAGUACCGUCAGUUCUAGCAUGUACAAGAGGGAAUACGUUCCUAGACAUAGGGGACCGUGUCCAGCCGCUCUUCUAGAAGCAAAACAGGCGCCCUUCAAGCAUACCAGAGACACGCAAAAACACAAGUUUUACUUGCCCGUUAUAUCUAACUAAAUUGGACUUAUCAACUUAUCAAAAUUUCACGUUUUAUUGAUGUAUUUUCCAAACAUAUUAUGCUUAUAUGAUUUUUUGCAAAAAAUGGUUUAUGGUGAUAUUUAUACAUAAUAUAA
Molecule: messenger RNA, 13677 nt
Organism: Nylanderia fulva
Lineage: Eukaryota; Metazoa; Arthropoda; Insecta; Hymenoptera; Formicidae
Gene: Sdb
Product: SAXO downstream of blistered
Cellular component (GO): axonemal microtubule; sperm flagellum; centriole
Molecular function (GO): microtubule binding
Source: RefSeq, a predicted model, not a curated record